Salvia splendens (bonfire salvia) is the source of this 1091-nucleotide messenger RNA. RefSeq lists its product as uncharacterized. The transcript has 9 exons. The coding region runs from base 1 to 789 and encodes 262 amino acids. The record is from RefSeq and is a predicted model, not a curated record. Lineage: Eukaryota; Viridiplantae; Streptophyta; Magnoliopsida; Lamiales; Lamiaceae. Gene Ontology annotation, cellular component: cytoplasm; membrane.
AUGCGGAGAGAAGAAGAGAGCGGCGGCGUGCAGUUGAGAGAUGAUUAUCAUAGUUUUGAUGUCGGGACAUCUAGGACGGAUGAUGAAUAUCAUAGCUUUGAAUUCAACACAUUUGGGAGGGAGGUUGAUGAACAACUAGAUGUACCAAAUGUGACAUGUGAUGGUUAUGAUGGUUCAGAUGGUUCUGAUAAUUGUGAUGGUUCAGAUGGUUCUGAUUGUGAUGGUUCCGAUGGUUCUCAACCAAGUGAUCUUGAUUAUAGUGCAGAAUCAUGUGAAGAUUCUACAGACGACGAGACACUUGAUAUGAUGGUUGAGAAUUAUCCUUGUAAAAAGAGGCUGCAGCAGUACUUGCUGCAGCUCCAGCGAAACCCUCUCAGAACCCAGAUGAUAACGGCGGGAGUGCUGUCGGCGGUGAGUGAUGUUGCAGCGCAAAAGCUUUCAGCCAUUCAGAAGCUUCAGCCGAAGCGACUUCUUCUUAAAGUGAUAUUUGGGUCAGCUUAUUUAUGCCCUUUAAGCCAUUAUUUCCACAUAUUGCUGGAUAAAAUUUUCAAAGGGAAGAAGGACACAAAAACUGUAGCUAAGAAGGUGGUACUGGAGCAACUUACAAUUUCACCUUGGAACAACCUGAUGUUUAUGAUUUACACCACAGCCUCUCUCAGCUUGCAAUAUCUUUUGCUCAUGCAUGUUAUCGGGAGACCCUGGAUUCAUACAAAAUCUAAAAUCAAGAAGGAAUAUCCAACUGUCAUAUAUAUGCAUCGUGGACAUUUCCACCUGUGGUUGGAUGGGUAAAUCAUCAGUACGUUCCACUGCAAUUCCAUGUUAUUGUCCAAGGCGUCUUUGCUUGUUUCUGGGGAAUAUUUCUGAAUCUAAAAGCGAAAUCUCUGGCACCUGCUAAACCUUGAGAAGGAGAGGAGGAAAGGUGCCUUGUUUGGUUUUGGACAUUGUCAGCUUGUUUUAUGUAUAUAUAUGUAUUCAACAUCCAAAACUACAAGCUGUAUUAUUUCAUUAUGCAUUUGAAGUUUGAACUAAUUCUGAUUCCUAUAACGUUGGAUUGAAUGUGAAUAUGAAAUAUUUCAACAUUUAUUCAUCCA